Molecule: messenger RNA, 2319 nt
Organism: Cyprinus carpio (common carp)
Lineage: Eukaryota; Metazoa; Chordata; Actinopteri; Cypriniformes; Cyprinidae
Product: LIM zinc-binding domain-containing Nebulette-like
Cellular component (GO): focal adhesion
Molecular function (GO): actin filament binding
Source: RefSeq, a predicted model, not a curated record
CUUAGUUUUCUGUAAAGUUGCUUUGCAAUGAUUUGUAUCGUAAAAAGCGCUAUACAAAUAAACUUGAAUUGAACUGAAUUGAAUUUCUUUAACUGCGCUCGGAAUUGUCCCCCUUAUUAAAGUUGGCAAAGCAAUUUUUGACUUAGGGCCUACGUUUUUAAGCUAAAAUCUUACCAUGGAAUAUAUCUUUAAUACUUGCUAGAUAGAAAGAUAUACAGUCACUUGUCUUCUUAAUCACCAGCCAUUUACUUUCAGAAUGUAAAAGCAUUAUUUCUAACGAUCUGUUUCGACCUCACUCUGACCGUCACUACGGUCUUAAUAGAAUGAUAACCUUUGUUCCGCCUAAUAAGACCGUAGUGAACGUCAUCCUUCGGUCUUAUAGAUACAUAUUCAUAACUUACUGUCUCUCAAAGACGCAUCUUUCGGUGUUCUACUGCCCUCUUUAGGCAUCAUGAUGCCAUGGAUUCUCAAAGACCGCUACAUCCUAUAAAUUAAGAAAUAUUACCGAGAUGCGAUGUUAUUCAUGACUCUCCAGGUUUGAUGUGAUGAGAGAAACUAAACGACGCACAAAACAUCUCUAAGAAACCAAAAUACCAUUUUGUCAGAUUAUUAACAAAAUACCAUAAAGACGAAAUAAAACGUGUCACAUCUUACAAAGCCUGACUCUUAAUUCAGACCAAUUUGUUUGGCUCUUUUUGGCUCAUUGUGCAUGUACAGAAUAGCCACAAAUCAUCCCCGCGGUCCGUGUUUGAUUGCUGCUCCAACAGUCUCAGUGGGUGAUGUUUGGUGAAAUCUCACGCGUCUUUGCUUCAGUUCCCUCACUGCGAGACCAGCAGCACGCUGAUAAACACUCGCGAGCCACGCGAAUUUAAAACGCUGCGACAUAAACUCAACACAUGCUACACGAAACCUGACAUAUCUGAGAUAUAUUACAAGAAGUUGGUGGAUUAUCGGAGUAACUGGAGAAGUUAUGCUUUUUUCCCUGACCAUCGCAAAAGCUUAAAAAUGAAUCCUCAUUGCGCGCGCUGUGGGAAAAUUGUCUACGCAACAGAGAAAGUGAACUGCCUGGACAAGAAUUGGCACAAAGGAUGCUUCCAUUGUGAGGUGUGUAAAAUGACUCUCAACAUGAACAACUACAAGGGAUAUGAGAAGAAGCCCUACUGCAACGCGCACUAUCCAAAACAGACCUUUACAAUUGUGACAGACACCCCUGAGAACCUACGGCUGAGACAGCAAAGUGAGCUGCAAAGUCAGGUCAAGUACAGGAAGGAUUUUGAACAGAGCAAGGGUCGGGGCCUCAAAUUUGUCCUGGAUACUCCAGAGCUACAGAGACUGAGGAAGGCCCAGGAUCAGAUCAGUAAUGCAAAGUAUCAUAAGGAUUUUGAGGUGUCAGGUUUGCAUGGGGUCUCUCAGGGAACGCGUGGGUCGUAUCCGGUACGGGCUCAGAUGACGUCUAACCAUGAGACGGUGGGGAACAGCACACACAAGGGUGUCCAUCAGUACAUCAUGGAGAUGGAUCGAAGACCCGGCGUCAUUGUGGGUAAGUUCUCUAAUGUUAGAUGCUCAAAUCCGGUACUGCACCCAAAAAAAGUGAAAAGAACAACAAAACCAGUAUAUUACCUGAAUCAAAAUAUCAGUACUACAACUGUAAGAAUAAUAUUACUAUUGGAGAUUGAGAUCAUCUUGAUUGUUGUUUUAGCACCUGUUCUCCCUGGUGCAUACUAUCCCAGUGGCCACAGCCAGGGGCACAGCUACAUGCAUCAGACCAGCAUGCAUUCACUGAGGUCACAACACAGGGGCCUGACUGUGUACAGGGCCCUGUAUGACUACACAGCGCAGGAUUAUGAUGAGGUGUCAUUCCGGGAUGGUGACAUCAUUCAGAAUGUGCAGCCGAUCGAUGAAGGCUGGAUGUAUGGAACGGUACAGCGGACGGGAAAGUCUGGUAUGCUGCCUGCUAACUAUGUAGAGGGCAUUCGCUAGUUGAUCCUGCAUCUCUCUCGCUGAACCUCAAAUCAAACACCAUAGCUGAAUGGUCAUUAAAUGGUCACAGGUACAGCUCUAUUUUAUUAGUCCGAAUUGUUCCACUUUGUGUUUGUUACAUUUUUUUAUUUUGUUAUUCUGAACGUCCAGUGUAAGUGAAUGUACUCUGCUGUUCAAAAGUUUGUUGUCUGUAAGCUUUUUAUUAUUAGUUAUUUUUUAAUGAUUACUUUUAUUCAGCAAGGAUGAAUUAAUUUGAGCAAAAGUGACAGUAAAGAUGUUUACAUUGGCGUAAAACAUUUCUAUCUUGAUCUUUUAAAAUUUCUAUUCAUCAAAAAUUCC